Aspergillus pseudoviridinutans is the source of this 990-nucleotide messenger RNA. RefSeq lists its product as uncharacterized. The transcript has a single exon. The coding region runs from base 1 to 990 and encodes 329 amino acids. The record is from RefSeq and is a predicted model, not a curated record. Gene Ontology annotation, molecular function: protein binding. NCBI's taxonomy places the organism in Eukaryota, Fungi, Ascomycota, Eurotiomycetes, Eurotiales, Aspergillaceae.
AUGGCACGGCAGCGCACAGGCAAGGCCGCAGCAAGCCACUAUCCUUCUCAAAUAAAUGAAGCGCGGGAUGCCCAGCUCCUCCAAGUUUUCAGCAAACCAAAUAGCUGGGUUCAAUCAGGGGUGAAGCCCUCUCCGCUUCGGACAACCGCGCGGAAACGGGGCCGACUGAGCAAGGCUGCUGGGUUCUUUGACGCUGUGCCCCAUGAGAUCCUAAACAUGAUCUUGCUCAAUCUUGACUACCUCUCACUAGCGAAACUCUGCACGACAAACUCAAAGGUCGCGGCAUAUAUCAAAAGACAACCAUUCUAUAAACUUGUGGUGGAAUACUGCCAUAAUACUCUGCGGAGCAUGGCAAUGCUAGACCUACACCGUGCUCACGACGCAAGACACGUCUAUAAGGCUCUGGUCGACCCGAAAUGCUCGGCACCGGGAUGCAAGAAAUUAGGAAACUCGCUUUUUUUACCAAAUUGUCGCCGUUCAUGCCUCAACUGCCUGGGACGGACACCCAUAUCAACAGCACUCGUGCUCGAGGCCGCCAUAAACAAAUACGGGUUAAGCAAAAUGGCUAUUACUGAAAAUAUUCUUUGCUUCAAGCUUCCCAACCUCCCCGAAUGGUUUGUGGUGGCCGCAGAAGCGAUUGACCUGGCAACUCGCUUAUACGGUAGGAGGCCGGUCGAUUCUUGUUUACCACUGUUAUGGUCAGAGAUGGCUACAGUUCCAUUCCCAUUUCUCGACCCGGACAGUAGGAGAUUGGAAUUUGGGAGGCAAUGUCGAGCGUGUUAUAUGGCAUACGUCGAGCACAGAGAUAUCUGGACCCAAAUUGAGAUACCUCCAACUGACUCAGACAGUAAGAACUGGGAAAUGAAGUUGAGAGAUCUCGAAGAGCGGGGACUUGCUGUUUUCGGAAUCAGGACGCUUUUGAGUCAUGUCCGUAGCGGUGACUGCCCGGAGGCUACGGUGUUCUGGUCACAGGAAAUAAAGAGGUUGUAG